GUUUUGGGGCUAAGCGUUCCCAAAAGAAAAGGAAACACUAAGCUAAAACGUUCAUGGGCCUAGAAACCCUAAGAAGCAUGUGUUCACAACUUCACAGCAAUGAGGAGGUCCAUCUAAGAUAGAGAAGCCCUAUAUAUCGAAGUCCCCUUAUUUCAACCGCAAGCUAUCGCACAUUCAGAGUCAUUUUAUAGCGAGGGUCUUAUAUAUGACCCUUAAGUGAGGUCAUAUCUCUUAAUCGUUGGAUCAGACUAACUAAUUUGAUCAAACAGCUAACCAAUUUGAUUCAACGGUUAAAAGAUAGGACUUCACUUAAGGACCAUAUAUAAUGCCCUCACUAUAGAAUUCUUCAUAUAAUAUAUAUAACUAUAGUUAAAGAUUAAAAUUCACGGACAUGAUCAACAUUUCAGUUGUAUUUAUUAUUUGGUUGAUGAAUUUUCAGUUGUAUUUAUUGUUUGGUUAAUGAAUUGUGCCCUGUAUGAUCAAAUUUGUAUACCAAAUUUGAGUCUCAAAUGAUAUAAUUGUGAAUUCAAACUCGCUAAUUUCGAAUUGGUUGGUGCUCAAAUUGUGUAACCCUAAUUUUAAUAUAUAGCAUAGGCCAACAAAUCACCGACAUGUGAUUUUGAAAAAACAGAUCGCACAAAGUUAGCUGCUCUCUCACAUGCACUUGCUCUAUCAUGUCUCAUAACUGUCAUUCCCGAUCGUACAUACCUUUCCGUACUUCUUCAUAUUCACUGGACGUGGAAAAACGCGUUUUGUAAAAAAAAAAACAAAAACUAAUUUUGUUCAUUUUAUUGUAUGCAUAAUAAUUCAUUAAGGUUCAUGAUCUACAUUUUAUUUUAGUCACCGACGAUCGUUUCGAUGAGUCUAUAAAUAGUCAGGGAAGCUGCCUCUUCAAGGAAGCAUUGAAGCUUAUAGAGUUUGCCUCAGAACAAGUAUAGAAACCUGUGUGCCUGUCUAGAGUUUAGAGGGAAAUUAUUAAAUGGCGCCUCCUCUUGGUCUUUCUGCAGUUUCUUCUUGUGCUUCUUUUUGGCAUAUUUUCUUGUUGGUUAGUAUGGUUUUGGAGGGCAUGAUCAUCGUCAAUGUCGAAGCCAACGGCUGGCUCAGUGGCCAUGCAACUUUCUAUGGGACGAACCAGGACCCCGCCACCCUUGGGGGUGCUUGUGGUUAUGACAACACCUUCCAUGCGGGGUUUGGAGUGAACACAGCAGCAGUGAGCAGCACACUUUUCAGAGGAGGGGAGGCAUGCGGGGCUUGUUACCAAGUGACCUGCAACUACAGGAUCGAUCCCAAGUGGUGCCUUCAACGCCGUGCCGUUACGGUUACCGCCACCAAUUUCUGCCCCCCGAACAACAACGGAGGGUGGUGCAAUGCUCCUCACCAACACUUUGACAUGUCGACGCCAGCUUUUCUUCGCAUUGCACGACAAGGCAAUGAAGGCAUAGUUCCUGUCAUUUAUAGAAGGGUGUCGUGUCAAAGAAGAGGAGGGGUUCGAUUCACCUUGAAGGGACAGUCAAAUUUCAACAUGGUGAUGAUAUCCAACGUUGGAGGAAGUGGGGACGUGAAGGCUGCAUGGAUACGGGGGUCGAGGAUGAGGAGAGGGACGUGGCUGCCCAUGCACAGGAAUUGGGGUGCAAAUUGGCAAAGCAGCAUCGAUCUCCGAAACCAAAAGCUCUCUUUCAAGCUCACCUUGGUUGAUGGAAGAGCACUAGUAUUUUCCAAUGUUGUUCCUUCCACUUGGAGUUUUGGACAAACAUUUUCAUCCCGCAACCAGUUCUGAUAAUCUUAAUUUAAUUAAAUAAUUAGCUCUCCAUGCUUGCAAAUUAAAGGAGACACCAAUAUAGAUAUAUAUGACCAUGGCUAGCAACAUGUCCCCAAACAAGGCACUUAAUUAAUUGCUUUGCAAAUUGCAAUGG
Molecule: messenger RNA, 1913 nt
Organism: Prunus dulcis (almond)
Lineage: Eukaryota; Viridiplantae; Streptophyta; Magnoliopsida; Rosales; Rosaceae
Product: expansin-A12
Exons: 3
Coding region: 980-1777 (265 amino acids)
Biological process (GO): plant-type cell wall organization
Cellular component (GO): extracellular region
Source: RefSeq, a predicted model, not a curated record